AUGGGUUUUCAGAUGCUUGUGCCUUUCGGUCCUUGGAAUUGGUUGUUCUUGCUAGUGGCCCUCAGGUGUGGUGGAGCAUCUUCUGAUUUGAGUGAAUCCACAAAUUCCUCUGCCCAGCAUGAGCUUAAUGUUCGGUUUGCUGCUGCCGGCUCUGAGCCAGCUGAGACGGUAUCUGUUUUCGCACUGGAUUAUGAUUAUGUGCAAAUUCCUUACGAGGUCACCCUCUGGAUACUCCUAGCAUCCCUUGCAAAAAUAGGCUUCCACGUCUACCACCCGCUGCCAGGCCUCAUGCCUGAGAGCUGCCUGCUCGUCCUCGUCGGGGCCCUGGUGGGCGCCAUCAUCUUCGGCACCGACCACAAGUCGCCUCCGGUCAUGGAUUCGAGCAUCUACUUCCUGUACCUCCUUCCGCCCAUCGUCCUGGAGGGCGGGUACUUCAUGCCCACCCGGCCCUUCUUCGAGAACAUCGGCUCCAUCCUGUGGUGGGCAGGGCUGGGGGCCCUGAUCAAUGCCUUCGGCAUUGGCCUCUCGCUCUACCUCAUCUGCCAGAUCCAGGCCUUUGGCCUGAGCGACGUCAACCUGCUUCAGAACCUGCUGUUCGGGAGCCUGAUCUCGGCCGUGGACCCCGUGGCCGUGCUGGCCGUGUUCGAAGAGGCGCGGGUGAAUGAGCAGCUGUACAUGAUGAUCUUCGGGGAGGCCCUCCUCAAUGACGGCAUCAGCGUGGUCUUAUAUAACAUAUUAAUCGCCUUCACAAAGAUGCAUAAAUUUGAAGACAUAGAACCUGUGGACAUUUUGGCUGGAUGUGCCCGAUUCGUUAUUGUGGGGUGCGGGGGAGUGUUUUUCGGCGUCAUUUUUGGAUUCAUUUCUGCGUUUAUCACACGUUUCACUCAGAACAUCUCCGCGAUUGAACCCCUCAUCGUCUUCAUGUUCAGCUACUUGUCCUACUUAGCGGCUGAGACGCUCUAUCUCUCUGGCAUCCUGGCAAUCACAGCCUGUGCAGUGACAAUGAAAAAGUAUGUCGAAGAAAAUGUGUCCCAGACAUCCUACACGACCAUCAAGUAUUUCAUGAAGAUGUUGAGCAGCGUCAGUGAGACCCUGAUCUUCAUUUUCAUGGGCGUGUCCACCAUUGGGAAGAACCACGAGUGGAACUGGGCCUUCGUCUGCUUCACCCUGGCCUUCUGCCAGAUCUGGAGAGCCAUCAGCGUGUUUGCUCUCUUCUAUAUCAGUAACCAGUUUCGGACUUUCCCCUUCUCCAUCAAGGACCAGUGCAUAAUUUUCUACAGUGGUGUCCGAGGAGCUGGAAGUUUUUCACUUGCAUUUUUGCUUCCUCUGUCUCUUUUUCCUAGGAAGAAAAUGUUUGUCACUGCUACUCUAGUAGUUAUAUACUUUACUGUAUUUAUUCAGGGAAUCACAAUUGGCCCUCUGGUCAGGUACCUGGAUGUUAGAAAGACCAAUAAAAAAGAAUCCAUCAAUGAAGAGCUUCAUACCCGUCUGAUGGAUCACUUGAAGGCUGGAAUUGAAGAUGUGUGUGGGCAGUGGAGCCACUACCAAGUGAGAGACAAGUUUAAGAAGUUUGAUCAUAAGUAUUUACGGAAAAUCCUAAUCCGAGAGAACCUGCCAAAAUCGAGCAUCGUUUCUUUGUACAAGAAGCUGGAAAUGAAACAAGCUAUUGAGAUGGCAGAGACCGGGAUACUAAGUUCUACAGCCUUUUCCAUCCCCCAUCAGGCCCAGAGGAUACAAGAAAACAAAAGACUCUCCCCUGAAGAUGUGGAAUCCAUGAGGGACAUUCUGACACACAACAUGUACCAAGUUCGACAAAGGACCCUGUCCUACAACAAAUACAACCUCAAACCCCAAACGAGUGAGAAGCAGGCGAAAGAAAUUCUGAUCCGCCGCCAGAACACCUUCAGGGAGAGCACGAGGAAAGGUCACAGCCUGCCCUGGGGAAGGACGGCUGGUACCAAAAACAUCCGCUACCUCUCCUUUCCAUACAGCCAUCCUCAGCCAGCAGGCGGAGAUGUGAGGGCGGCUGAAUUCACAGAUCACGACGGCAGUGACGCAGAAGUCCCCUCCAUCAUGUUCAACACACACUCUCCAACGGGGUCACUUCAGGAAGGACGACGGACGCAAGAAAUAAUCCCGAUGAAGAGCUUGCACAGAGGAGGGAAGCCACCCCACUUGGGUUAUCAAAGAAAUAGGAGCCAAGAAGAACAACUGGGCAGGGGCAGAAGGGCGGUUUUGAGGCCCAAACCGCUCUUUCACGCAGUAGAUGAGGAAUUCGAAUCUGGGGAGGAGAGUGAGGAAGAGGCCUCAGCCAUUGGGUCCCGAUGGUCAGCGGAGCACAGACCCGGCAGGGACCUCCACAGAUCCCAUAGCCCUUUGCUCCAAAGAAAGUAA
Messenger RNA from Balaenoptera musculus (blue whale), 2394 nucleotides. It is a transcript of the gene SLC9A4, whose product is annotated as solute carrier family 9 member A4. Gene Ontology annotation, molecular function: sodium:proton antiporter activity. NCBI's taxonomy places the organism in Eukaryota, Metazoa, Chordata, Mammalia, Artiodactyla, Balaenopteridae. Gene Ontology annotation, cellular component: membrane. The record is from RefSeq and is a predicted model, not a curated record. Gene Ontology annotation, biological process: regulation of pH; proton transmembrane transport; sodium ion transport. The transcript has 12 exons. The coding region runs from base 1 to 2394 and encodes 797 amino acids.